AUGGAAGCGUACAGGCAUGCGCAUCACGCGCAUAUGCGAACGAGCCAUCUGACCCAGCUCUACUCCGACACCAAGAAGAGUGCUUUGACGAGCGUGAACUGGCAGUCGUCUGUAGGCGAACAAUUCCCGGACUUGCGACGCAAGUUCAAAAUCCAGAAGGACCGCUUGAUUACAUGGGGUCUGGCCUGGAGCGAUGAUGAGAAAGGCGCCGAUGGCAACAUUGAUGAUGCCGUAGCCCGCGCUGGACUUACUGAGACCGUGGACAGCGUACUCCGGAAUAUCAAGGAAGUGACGGAGGAGGCAGAGCGCAUUCAGCAAGCCAGCUUCGGGAUUGGGCUCGGUGGCGAUAAAGCAGUCGUGAAGCCGGUCACGUUUGACCAAGCACGAUAUGAAGACCUCCUAAACGACCUAACGACCUCAAUUGACACUUUGUACGACCUGUCCAGGUCGCGUCGUGCGCUUGCUCGGGGUGAACACCCGAGCUUCAGGUCCACGUCCACUCAACAGUCUAACACUGGCAAGCCUUCGGUGGUCCGCGGGAGUCUGCCCCGAUCGCCUAGCUUCGCACCUUCUGAGGUCACGCUUGUCAAUCCGUCCUUUCAAAGGCCUACCCUCUCCCCUUACGCAGGUCUACCACCCAGUAUCGAGCCUGCAGCAUUGCGUCUGCCUAACGAAACACCGCCUGCGUACGAAAGCCAAGGUGUCCCAUGGGUAACUAGAUCGACGGCGCGUCUGAUACGCUGCAGGGCGUCAGAGGGCGUACAAAGUCGACUUGGGAGCAGUGCGCCAGAAGUCCCGGUCUUGGUAGAGUACGCCAACUUCGACACUGUCUAUCGCGACACUCACGUGCCUCCGCCUCUACAACGACUCGAGGCGCUGGCUGCAUACCUUCAACCGAUGCGAGCUGAGUCGCAGACCAAUCUUAGCUUGCUCGGCUACUUCGAAGACCCAGACCAGCCACGGUUAGGCCUUGUUUACGACGUGCCGUACCUUCUGCAGAACAAGCUACAAGGCAACUCGCAUAGAGCACCGCAGAACCUGAUAUCUUGCAGCUUGUUGAACCUGAUACAAAAGGCCAGCAAGUCGCAAGCAUCUCCAACAGAACUGGACGCACCGCCUCUCGAAGACCGCUUCACGAUGGCUCUCCGGUUGACUGAGCAGCUUCACAGUAUGCACGCCUCUCAGCUUGCUCACGGGAACAUUAGUAGCAAUAGUGUCGUCCUCACAAUGACUGCCGCCGAGCGGCCUCAGCAGCACAUCCGUGCACCUCUUUGGGCCUCUUUCGAUCUCUUUUCGAAAUGUACGGUCGAGGGCGUCAGCCGUGCUGUUGUCCCGAAUCUCUAUCGACAUCCCGCCGACUUCCCUCAGAAUCCGAAUCGUAUUCUUGCCGACGACAUAAAGUACGAUCUCUAUAGCCUCGCCAUCGUCUUGCUUGAGGUCGGCUUCUGGAAGCCCGUCAGCGACUUCUUCAAGUCAAAGUAUACACCUGCAGAUUUCCAGCUCCGCCUUGAGAGGGUUUACAUUCCGAAGCUGGCUCACAGAUGCGGGUCGGCGUACAUGCAAGCAGUGCAAGCCUGCUUCCGUUUAGCUGACGAAGUGAACAUCACUAAGCUGAGUACGGAUGACGUCUUCGCGCCCGUUAUUGGUAAGCUCCGUAAGUGCUGUAUGCUCGAUGACGACGGGCUACCCGAAGCAUCGUCUACGACAACAUCACUUGCGGAAAAUGCUGGUGCACGACCUGGGUCUAAGGCUAUGUCGAGUGUAUACGGGUCGUUUCCCGAAGCCAAUACCUUAGCGAGGCAGCAGUCUGAUCCGAACCAGAAUUUCGCAUCGCCAACAAGUGCGCCGCAACGCCUGGCUUCGCUACCAAAUCUUGCCGCGGCGUCGGUGGGCCCUUAUCCAGACAGGCAACAUACCGGUCAAAUACCGGCGUCCAGGAGAGUCUCGACACAUAGCCAUAUGUCUCGGCAAUCCAUGGUGUCCCAACACAGAGACCGACAAUCCAGCGGCACAGUAACGCAGCCUUCUUUCAAGGAAUACAAGCGUAAGAUCAUCCUGCUGCAGCAAGUCUGGCGCCAACGAUGUGCUCGGUUGCAAAAUGCGGCUACCGCACCGCUAGCUGAAAGACAAAUGGCGGUAAGCAACAACGAUAAGGUCAAGACUCCACCUCGCCGCAGCUUUCCAACAAUGAGGGUCCCACAGACGGUAAUCGAUCACUGGGAAGGGGGUGCAAUGUGUCACCUUGCGAAGGUCUGCCAGAGAGCGCUCAAAGGCUCCCUUGAGUCCAGCAGCAUAGAGCUCACGAUGUAUGGGGAGACGCCAGACACUGCUAGACCGACCUUCCUGAUCACUUGCCGCUCGACCAAGCAGGUCAAGCAGGCACUGAGAAAGCAUUUCAAGCACGACCCUUCUAUCUGUGACGUGCGAGUCAAGCCAACCACGCAGGAGAUCACGCGCUGUCGGAGAUCGAAGCGCCAUGGUGAUUCAGCCGCACGGAGAACGAUGGCGCCGGAGACCAUGGUUGACCACGCAGCUAAUCCUGACUAUCAAGAGCGUCCAUUGUGUGGCGCUUCCAUCGGCGCCUAUAGGGAUGAAGAGCACCUACCACCCGUCUCGUUUGGAGGGAUAGUCCUUGUAGAUGACAUUCCUUAUGGCAUGAGCGUUCACCACAUGCUUGAGCCUCCAGACGAUGAUCUAGAGGAGCAAGACCCAGAAGCUGGGGCCACUGGAGGAGCUGAAGAUGAUGGCUCAGACUCCUCAAGCAUUGGAAGCGACGACUCAGACGAUGACAGCACUGUUCGACCAACAUCAGUCUCUGAUACGGACUCUUUCAUUGAAGAGCAUGAGGGUGACUUGCCUGGUAUUGCACCAGAAGACUACGAGGAAGAGAUCGAGAUCACCCAGCCUGCGCUUGAUGACGCUAUUGGAUGCAACCUUCACGCUGACGCCGACGAGGACGACGAUGACUCAAUUGACGACGAUCAUCUGAGCUCUUAUACGCUUGGUGAAGUCUUCGCGUCUUCCGGCCUAAAACGUAGCGGCGUUGGCUCGACUAGAGAUGGGUACCAAGGUAUCGCAUCGUUACCGCAGGAGAUCGACUGGGCGCUCAUCAAGCUGAAGCCACCCAGAGUGCAUCCGUUCAAUGUUAUUCAGGGAGGCUCGAAAUACUGCGCUAUGGGUCGGAGUUGCGGUAACUCGUAUCCGAUCUCCAUCCGCGACAGCUCAGCACUUGCGUUCUCGAGCGUGCACUGCAUCGGACGCACAAGCGGACUAGCAUCCGGCAUCAUUUCAAGCACAAUGGAGCUCGUCAAGAUUCACGGGCGUAGCACCUUUUCGGCCAGUUGGACCGUCAGCGGCGAAUUUGGCGUGGGUGGUGACUCUGGAGCUUGGGUCGUCGGCAACGAUGAUGGGAAAGUCUGCGGGCACGUCGUGGCGUCGAGAAGGGGCCGCACAUACAUCUGUCCGAUGGAGCUGCUGCUGAAGGACAUCAAGGAGACGUUGAAAGCCAGCAGUGUCGCGUUACCUGGUGCUGCUGAUGACGGACUUCCGACUGGCGUAGCACAAGCGGUAGCCAGUGUUGGUAAGCUGCGACUCGACGAAAGGGAGCAUGGUGGCGGAGUCGCUCUGCCGGUAAGUCCGGCCCGGCGCUCGAUCGCUCGGAAAGCGAUACCACAUAUUGCCGCGCCUAUUGAGACCGCGGGAUGA
Molecule: messenger RNA, 3705 nt
Organism: Baudoinia panamericana UAMH 10762
Lineage: Eukaryota; Fungi; Ascomycota; Dothideomycetes; Mycosphaerellales; Teratosphaeriaceae
Exons: 2
Coding region: 1-3705 (1234 amino acids)
Source: RefSeq, a predicted model, not a curated record